Ceratotherium simum simum (southern white rhinoceros) is the source of this 2246-nucleotide messenger RNA. It is a transcript of the gene B3GALNT2, whose product is annotated as beta-1,3-N-acetylgalactosaminyltransferase 2. Lineage: Eukaryota; Metazoa; Chordata; Mammalia; Perissodactyla; Rhinocerotidae. Gene Ontology annotation, biological process: protein O-linked glycosylation. Gene Ontology annotation, cellular component: Golgi membrane. Gene Ontology annotation, molecular function: UDP-glycosyltransferase activity; hexosyltransferase activity. The record is from RefSeq and is a predicted model, not a curated record.
GGCCGGCUGAGCUGCGGUCGCCCGCGGUCUGAGGAACCUGAGGCGCGGGUCCGGGAGCCGCGAGGAGCCUGAACGGCUGCGGGCACGAGGGCGGGCGUGCCCAGAGUGGUCGCGCGGCCGUCGGCCGCCGCCCCGCCACCUUGCUACUUACAGGUCUCCUCCUUCUCCGCCGGGACGCGGGAGAGCCCGGCGCGCGGCGGGGGCGCGAGGUGGAGCCGGCGGGGGCGGCCAAUGCGAAACUGGCUGGUGCUGCUGUGCCCGUGUGUGCUCGGGGCCGCGCUGCACCUCUGGCUGCGGCUGCGCUCCCCGCAGCCCGCCCGCGCCUCCGGGGCCGGCCCCGCAGAUCAAUUGGCCUUACUCCCUCAGUGGAAAUCUAGUCACUAUGAUGUGGUAGUUGGUGUGUUGUCAGCUCGCAAUAACCAUGAACUUCGAAAUGUGAUAAGAAGCACAUGGCUGAAGCAUUUAAUACAACAUCCAGCGUUAAGUCAACGUGUGCUUGUGAAGUUCAUAAUAGGUGCUCAUGGCUGUGAAGUGCCUGUGGAAGACAGAGAAGAUCCUUACUCCUGCAGACUACUCAACAUCACGAAUCCAGUUUUGAAUCAGGAAAUUGAGGCAUUCAGUCUUUCUGAAGACACUUCAUCAGGGCUCUCUGAGGACCGAGUUGUCAGUGUGAGCUUCCGCGUUCUCUACCCCAUCGUUAUUACCAGUCUCGGGGUGUUUUAUGAUGCCAACGAUGUGGGUUUCCAAAGGAACAUCACCGUCAAGCUUUAUCAAGCAGAACAGGAGGAGGCCCUCUUCAUUGCUCGCUUUAGUCCUCCAAGCUGUGGUGUGCAGGUGAACAGGCUGUGGUACAAGCCUGUGGAGCAGUUCAUCUUACCAGAGAGCUUUGAAGGUACAAUCGUGUGGGAGAGCCAAGACCUGCAAGGCCUUGUGUCAAGAAAUCUCCACAAAGUGACAGUAAAUGAUGGAGGGGGAGUUCUCAGAGUCGUUACAGCUGGGGAGGGUGCACUGCCUCAAGAAUUCAUGGAAGGUGUGGAGGGAGUUGCAGGGGGUUUUAUUUAUACCAUUCAAGAAGGCGAUGCUCUCUUACAAAACCUUCAUUCUCGCCCUCGAAGACUUAUUGAUCAUAUAAGUAAUCUCCAUGAGGAGGAUGCCUUACUGAAGGAGGAAAGCAGUGUCUAUGAUGAUAUUGUUUUUGUGGAUGUUGUUGACACUUAUCGAAAUGUUCCUGCAAAGUUAUUGAACUUCUAUAGAUGGACUGUGGAAACAACCAGCUUUGAUUUAUUGCUAAAGACAGAUGAUGACUGUUACAUAGACUUAGAAGCUGUAUUUAAUAGAAUUGCCCACAAGAAUCUGGAUGGGCCUAAUUUUUGGUGGGGAAAUUUCAGAUUGAAUUGGGCAGUUGACCGAACGGGAAAGUGGCAGGAGCUGGAGUACCCCAGUCCUGCUUACCCUGCCUUUGCCUGUGGGUCAGGGUAUGUGAUCUCCAGGGACAUCGUCCACUGGCUGGCCAGCAACUCGGGCAGAUUAAAGACGUAUCAGGGUGAAGAUGUAAGCAUGGGCAUUUGGAUGGCAGCCAUAGGACCUAGAAGAUACCAGGACAGCCUGUGGCUGUGUGAGAAGACUUGUGAAACAGGAAUGUUGUCUUCCCCUCAGUAUUCUCCACAGGAACUCACAGAACUGUGGAAACUGAAGGAAUUGUGUGGUGAUCCUUGUCAGUGUGAAGCAAGAUGAUAAUGAUUUUAAUUCGCAGUGUUUAAAGAUCAGGGACAACUGAAGUUCUGACACAGGAACUUUGAGAAGACGUGACAGCAAUCCUUUCACCUUUUGGAUUGUCAUGGAGUCUAUCAAUCAAAGAAAAGAAAAACCAUGAAUUCUCUCAAACGAGUUACCUGUAAAACUAGCUCAGGUGACAAGACCACAAUUGCAAUGACAGCUGUAACUGUUGUUUCACUGUAUCAAUUUACCUGAGUAAAUGAUUAGGGAAAAGGCUCGCCUAUCCUCAUGGACCCACACGAUCACGGUUUCACACCACGUUACCUGAGUCACUUGGGAAGCUGUGGGAAAUGGAGCCAAUGUUUGACCUAAGUGCCCUUUGACAAUGAGUUUUCAUACCAUUUCAGUAGUGUUUAAUAUUUCCUCCUUAAUUGGAAUGAACUAGAAAUCAUAUUCUCUGCAUAAAGGAAUAAAUGUAAGUGAAAUCAUUAAUUUUUUACACCUCUGUGAUUACCUACUUACGAAUUACU